AUGCCAAACGACAAUGAAGCCGAAAGAUUGUCUGCGCAAGAAAUCGAAGAGCAACCGUUAUUGCAGUCGGAUCCAGGUCCUGCGACUUGGACCCCACCGCCAGGAUUCCUACUGAUCCAAAUCGCAAUCAUGGCCAAUGUAUUUCUUGGCGGGUUUGACGGCACCAUCACUGCCUCAACCUAUGCUGUGAUCAGUUCCGAGUUCAACGCCGCGAACACUGCUUCGUGGCUAACAACCUCGUACUUGAUCACAAGCACAGCGUUUCAGCCUCUCUAUGGCCGGUUCUCCGAUAUCCUCGGUCGCCGGUCUUGUUUCUUCACUGCAACCAUCACCUUCAUGGUUGGUUGUCUCGGAUGUGGCGUGGCCCGCAAUGUAAUCUUUUUGAACAUCAUGCGCGCCUUGACGGGCAUCGGAGGCGGAGGAUUAAUGACUAUGGCAACAAUCAUCAACUCGGAUCUCAUUCCCUUCCGCCAACGCGGCAUGUACCAGGCAAUUCAGAACGUCUCAUACGGCUUCGGAGCCAUCUGCGGUGCUUCUUUCGGAGGUGCCAUCGUUGACUCGAUCGGAUGGCGCUGGUGCUUCCUGCUCCAGAUCGGCAAGCCCAAGGAAUUUGGCGCCAAAUUGAUGUUCUGGGCGCUUGUCUGCUCAUUCUGGCUCUCUCGGUUCAACUGGUCGGGCUCAGCCUGGGGGGGCAACAUUCUCCCUUGGACACAUAUGUGGGUAAUUCUGCCAUUGGUCUCUAGUGUGUUAUUACUAGCUGCGUUUGUCGCCGUUGAAGCGAAAACCACUGCCGCACCUUUGAUUCCUUUGAAGAUGCUGCGAGGACAGCUCGCUGUUUCCACGCAGAUCGCCAACGUUUGUGUCGGAAUGGCAGCCUACGCAUACCUCUUUACUCUGCCUCUCAUGUUCCAGGUGAUACUCCUCGAUUCGCCUAGCAAGGCUGGUACCCGACUGGUGGUUCCCUGUCUGUUCACCCCACUAGGUGGACUAUUAGCGGGAAUCAUCAUGUCACGCUGGGGCAGACUGGCCUCCAUUGUGCGCGUCGGCGCGGCCCUGAUGUUCGUGGGCAAUGUGCUUGUCACACUCCUUCGAUUCAACGACUCGCAAUGGAAGUAUUUCGCCUAUGUUAUUCCCGCCAAUCUGGAUCACGCCGUCUCCGCCUCAACCGUCUACCUCAUCCGCUCCCUCGGAACCGUAUGGGGCGUCGCAGUGACCGCCACCAUUAUGCAGAAUACACUUAACUCAGGCCUCGGGGAGGCCUUGAGUGGAAUACCAGACAAAUGGAAAGUAAUCGAUGAGAUCCGCCACUCGGUCUCGGCUAUUUAUGAUCUCCCUCCGGAUGUGCAAAUGGCCGCUCGACUGGUGUACUACCGCGGGAUCAGACUCUCUUUCAUGGCCUCGGCGAUCUUUGCUUUUAUCGCGACCGUCGCUUCUAUCUUUACCCGUGGAAAGGGUUUGGAGCGUGCGGGCGGAAAGGAGAGGCGUGGUGCUUAUGGUGAGGUCAACCAUCACGCCCAGACCGGAUGGAUUGGCGCCUGGCGCUCAACCCGCGUUGAUCGAGAAAUGGAGGUGGGAAUGGGCGGAAGUAGAUUGAAAGGUGACCGCACAGUCCAGAGCACUGAUGCUCAAUGCGACAGGUGGUAG
This is a messenger RNA of Penicillium mononematosum, 1644 nucleotides long. RefSeq names its product MDR family MFS transporter. The coding region runs from base 1 to 1644 and encodes 547 amino acids. Gene Ontology annotation, cellular component: fungal-type vacuole membrane. The record is from RefSeq and is a predicted model, not a curated record. Gene Ontology annotation, molecular function: basic amino acid transmembrane transporter activity. The transcript is spliced from 8 exons. Gene Ontology annotation, biological process: transmembrane transport; basic amino acid transport. NCBI's taxonomy places the organism in Eukaryota, Fungi, Ascomycota, Eurotiomycetes, Eurotiales, Aspergillaceae.